This is a messenger RNA of Notothenia coriiceps (black rockcod), 3290 nucleotides long. RefSeq names its product SERTA domain containing 3 (gene sertad3). Gene Ontology annotation, cellular component: nucleus. Gene Ontology annotation, molecular function: transcription regulator activity. NCBI's taxonomy places the organism in Eukaryota, Metazoa, Chordata, Actinopteri, Perciformes, Nototheniidae. Bases 402 to 1415 code for a protein of 337 amino acids. The transcript has 2 exons. The record is from RefSeq and is a predicted model, not a curated record.
UAUUUUGCGAAGUGUAUUAUUAUCAUAAUGUCUCAUAAACAGUUACAAGUGUUUGUAACGUGGAAUUAUACUGAUUUAAUGUAACGUACAUAAACUACCCACAAUGCCUUUCGAAACAUCCAACCCCCAACUGGAAUGCUUUUGGUGUGAAACUCACUCUGCUCAAAUCACAGGCGGGAGAACACCGAGGCAGUCGGUUGAAGUGAAACUGUAGUGUUAAGAGUUCGAAACUGAAAGUUUUAAUAGUUUAUAGCUACCGACUUUUUCCUAAUGAGACGGGAAACUGUGUUUGGGUCGAAGAGGAGGCGGGAAAACGACAUAACAAACAGAAACAAUAACGGUAUCCACUACUAAACCUUACGUUACUGGAGAGGGACGAGGAGUGAUUCAACAGUAUAAAGAUGAUCAUGAAGGGGCAGAAGCGAAAACACCCACCAGAGGAGGUGGAGAUCUCAGACAGGAGCAGCCCAAUGUGGGAGAGCCAGCGCCAGUUAGUGUUCUCAGUUUCCCUGAACAAGUAUCAUCAUGGCCAGGAGCUGCCUGAGCCCAGCCUGCGGAGGUCCGUCCUGAUCGCCAAUACCUUGCGGCAGGUCAGCCUGGAAGCUUUUGCAGCGCCCUCUGUGGACAUUGAGGUGUCACCACCACCCUGUAGCUCUUCAUCUGCACUUCACAAGAGUGUUGUCACCGCAAAACAGCACCCCGCAGAGACGUUUUCUAACAGCCACUCGGCUCUUGUAAGUUGCCCUACGGUUACUUUAAAUGACUUGUCAUAUUGUGUUCCUGCAUCAAAUGCCCCUCUGUCUUUAAAAGAUGAAGAUGAGGACUGGGGAUCCUUGUCCAAGGAUUCUGAUUUUUCCCUUUCAGCUGCCAUCUCAUCCAUCCUCACUGCACUGGACUCUACCAUUGAUAGUUGCUCCCAGGCAGCUCCCCGGACGCCUCUCAGGUCCUUGGAGAACCUGUCGGCGCCCUCUGAUGGAGGUGUGGCGUGGGUGAAGCAGGGACUCAGAGGCUAUGGUGGAGGCUGGGAGCAGCAGGAAGAGGGGAGGGAGUGGGAGAGCAGCACAGAGCUGAUGAGGUGCAGCUACCUCAGUGAGCUCACUGUGGAGGACCUGUUCCAGGAUAUAGACACAUCCCUGCUGGAGAGAGACAUGGAAGUUCUUGGGCUUAUAGGCAGUGGAGGUGAAUGCCCGACUGGGGAUGACCUUUUACGGUAUCUGCCACCUUUCUCCUCCUCCCCCUCACACCCCUUCUCCCUUUCUCUCAACCAGAAUCUGAAGUGCCUGCCUUCGCUCUCCUCAUUCGGCCCGUUGUCCUCCUCUCUACCUUCCCUUUCGUCGCCACACUUCUCGAGUCAGAAUCAUGUGAGAGAAGGACUGGAUCUGGAGCAUCUGAUGGAGAUCCUGGUGGAGUCCUGAUCGCCUCGUGAUUCUGCAAAUAAAUAGCCUGAACAGCAUUCACUAAGUUAGUGAACAGUGAACUGAAAGGCAAAGAGACUGAAUUAUCAAACAAAUCAAAUAUUCACUUUGUUUUUAUAUAUUCCUCAAUGAAAAGUGUAUAAUGGGUUUUAGAAUGUAGUUAGAAUUUGAAACGGUAGGCGUCUAAGACAGGAAAUGCUAAAAUUGGGCUAGCAUGAAGAUUAGCUGUGAAGCAUCUGGCAGCUUUUUGUAAAACAUAAAGCGUUAGUGUUUCACUGGCAAAAAUGGAGGUCAAGUCACGGUGAAAACUAUGUGGGCAGUAAACCAGAUAAGGCUGUUUUUUAAUGAGUCAGCUUAUAAGGAACGGCUGAAAAGCAUUUUACUACAGUGUCCAGUGUGACUAAGUUAAUAGGAACUAGGGAGGGGAAGGGAGGUGUCAGAUUAUAUAACAGGAUUUAUACAGCAAAUAAGAAGAUGUAAGAGGAACAUAACAGAACAUUUGUCAAAUGUAUCACAGCUUCGAGUAAAACUGAGUUCACAUUGAACAUCCUGGUUUACCUAGAGUAGGGGAAAAAAUCAGUAACCAUUACAGUUACUGUUGUUGUGAACAGUGGACUGAACACAUGAGAUAAAUCCCUUUAUAACACUUGUACAAUGUGAGAGGAUGUGGUGAGGCUGGUAUUCGAAGGAGAAUAACUGAUACACUAGUAUAUUAUGGUUCAAACUUCUAUGAAGAAACAUUUUAGCCUCAUAUUUAUCACUGAGAUCGAACAGGGGGCCCGGUAUCAGGUGCUAAGAGAUGAGGUCAGGAUUUUAAGAAUAGCAGCGCCCAGAAAAUGUGAGUUUUAUUCAGAAGAAAUUCACAAGAACUGGUAUUUUCUUUUCAAUGUGUAUAAUUAUUUAAGGUUAUUGUUAACUUUGAGAUUCUUCUUUGUAUCCAUCAGUUCAUUAUCAGUUAUACUUCACCAACCGGAGGUACAGUAUAUUUUCAUGUAUCCUAUUUUAGCAGUAAAGAAUAAUGCUCAGUGAAAAUCUCCUGCCUCUCUACCAGCGGACUGUUCAACAGAUGUUUCUAUUCAAAUAGCUUUACAGUAUUCUGUGCUAACACAUUGUCAUGGAUUCAAUGUAGCAGUUCAGAGCCACUGUGUCACAACCACUACACAGAUUCUGUUGUACAGAUGUGAUAUUACUGAUCCGUCCUCCUGGGUGUGGAGCAGCACGCUGUUAGCCAUGUUGGCUGAUGGAGUGUAGGUGGUGCUGCCUGACAGCCUGUGAACACUGGUUUACCAUUAGGUCAGUUUAGGGGGGUCCACUCGUGUUGUCUGGUUUACAUCUGAAUUCUUGCACUUUUGUAAAUUUAUUUAGCAGUGGUAAAACUAAGCCUAAUAAUUAAUUUGAACCCGUGAAGUGAAGCCCAAUGUUAUGUUAAUUCUUUCAAAGAAAACCACUUUGGUCAGGUGUUUUGAACUGCAUCGUAACCAGCUGUAUGUUGAUCUAGCAUGUAAUCCAUCUCUGUUGAAAUGGUAAAUAAUGAUAAAUAGUUUGGGAACACAUGAUACCUUUCUGUCAGGCGUUUGUACUUUGAUCCUGUUUUAGAUCAGUUGCUCUUUUGAGUACCUGGACUGCAGUCUAUUUAUAAAUGGAGUAUUUGUGAACAAGAUGAGUUAUGUCGUUCCAUAUUUUUCUAUUUUCUAAUGGUUUAUUAAUGUACAGUCAUGGCAGUUAUUUUAUUGACUUGUAUUUUCUCUAUGAAUAUUUGAAUGGUUAUGUUUAAUUGAGGGCAGAAUGCCUGGACACUAUGUAUUUACGGUAGAUGUAAUUUUUAUAAAUGCAAAUGCUGUUUAACUAUACUGAUAUUUUGAAUAAAAUGUGAAA